Ipomoea triloba (trilobed morning glory) is the source of this 787-nucleotide messenger RNA. RefSeq names its product transcriptional regulator TAC1-like. The transcript has a single exon. Bases 233 to 787 code for a protein of 184 amino acids. The record is from RefSeq and is a predicted model, not a curated record. NCBI's taxonomy places the organism in Eukaryota, Viridiplantae, Streptophyta, Magnoliopsida, Solanales, Convolvulaceae.
CUGUCUAUAUAUUCAAACGUAAACCCCUCGCCAAGUUGAAAUAUAUAUCUCCAUAUUAAUCCCCAGAUAUUCACCAAACUGUGUGAGACCAUCACUGCUAAAAACAAGGGCAAAAUUCCCCAUUGUCAUUUUCUUUCAUACUCAGCCCUAAAAAUCCCUCUAACAAAAACAGAAAAAAAUUUCUUCUUAUUUCUCUUGGAUCGGAGAUCGAAUUAUUGAAUUGAAGCUGAGCAUGAUGAUGAGCAGCAGUUCUGACAGUUGCGGCGAGGAAUCGGAGCACGGGCCGGAAAAAUUUUCCGACGAAAACGCCGGCGUGGGGCGAUCGUACGAGUGCACUUUCUGCAAGAGAGGGUUCACUAACGCGCAGGCACUGGGAGGCCAUAUGAAUAUUCACAGGAAGGAUAAGUUGAAAGCCAAACAGCCCUGCAAUAAUCAACAAAAAUCUGCAGAAUUUUCCAAAAAACCCAAAUCCAAUCAUGCUCAAAUUGAUCAUGAAGUAUACGCACAGAUCUCUAGUCAACAGCAACAAGAACAAAGUUUCUGCUAUUCAUCUUCAAGGGCAUAUGUUAAGUAUCACCAAUUCUUCUUCCCAUCGUCAAACCCUAGCUACCAAUUCCAAGUGUUGGAUCAUCGUGGGCAUUAUCGGAAUUUCGCCCUGCAUGGAGAUGCAGAUCUUAGCCUCAGAAUUGGCAGCCCAGAUGAUGAGGAACAAGAAAGAAAGGAAGGUAUGGAGGUAAGUGAAGUGGAUUUGGAGCUCCGUCUUGGCCCUAAUUCAGCGUUUAUGUGA